Messenger RNA from Aspergillus campestris IBT 28561, 2457 nucleotides. RefSeq lists its product as uncharacterized. The record is from RefSeq and is a predicted model, not a curated record. The coding region runs from base 1 to 2457 and encodes 818 amino acids. The transcript has a single exon. NCBI's taxonomy places the organism in Eukaryota, Fungi, Ascomycota, Eurotiomycetes, Eurotiales, Aspergillaceae.
AUGUCGGUGGAGCCUGCCUCGUGCUUCACGGAUGAUGAUAUAGUUGGUUCCAAAACUUACAGCAGACGUUCAUCUGUAUCUGAGGCGGAGUUAAUCGAUCGACAAUUGAGUCAUUUGAAAGAGGAGAUCCUUCCGUUCUACCCUUUCCUCCUCACCGUUCCUACUGAUGUGCCCUUUCGCCUUGGGGGCCGUUUCGUUAACAAUUGGGCAGUGGGUAAUGACGGGCCAUUUACUCCCGACGAACAGCAACUGCAAUACAUGACGUUCCUCACACAUCAGGAAGGCGAAUCUUUACUUGUUCCUGUUGGCGAUUGGUCAGACGAGUCAGGGAACGCCAUGCCCGACCAGCGUUCAGGGCCUGAAAGCACCACGAGCACACCACCAAGCGGAUCUGUCAAGCCAAAGAUUACCUUGAACGAUUAUAAGAGCAAACGAAAGAACGGCGCUUCGUUAUCUCCUAGUUCCAAAGGAACAAAACAAGGCGUCUCGAUGACGCACCCUACCGAAGCCAAUCAACGACACCUCGCCGUCCGUUCACCUCGAAGCAAUCCCAAGAGGUCGACCGAACGAAUAUCACAUUCGCAACAUGCGCGCAUUGAUUCCGAGAAAGCGGAGCGUAAGCGACCGUUUGGGAGCGACCAUGAACCGUUGAAGCCUCAGGAAAGGAAGCCCCCACAACAUGUUUCUCCAAAAAAACCGAGAUUAUCACCCGCAAGCCCACCGGAACCAGUCAGAAAUGACGGCGCGAACUGCGAUGGACUUCCUGCUCUACUGUCACCUACUCUUCCGCCAGCAUCGGGCAGUCCUCGACUACCUCAGCUAUUAUCCCCGACCCUCCCUCCCCAUAUCGAAAAAGAACUUGCCAAACUCGGCGAAGAGCCUUUGACCAUCGAACCGUCACAACAAAGAAAUACACCAAUUGGCGAUAACUUGAAAGCGAAACACCCAAAAAUCAGGCCUUCUGACCAUGGUACCCCGCAGCUUCACCAUAGGCCCACUGGUGAUCUGCAAAGUCCGCAGAGUAAUCUUACAAACCAAACCUCCGACAAGGGCCUUUCUAGUGGCGUGGACCUUCUAAGCCCCCGUUCUUCCCAAAGUAUUAAGGCCGAAUCUUGUCAGGUCGACGAGCAGUCAUCGCAGGCAAACUACCCGAGGACCGUCGGUCGUAAUACUGUGGUCAAACAGCAGCUCAUUGUGAGAUUGAAAUAUGGAAAAUUAAACAAGAAACGUGUGGAAGCACUUCUCAAAUUCUCUGGUAAGAGAAAGCCGGCACCGUCGAACUCGCCCAGAAAAUACCCUUCCGACGACGAGUCUCUGUGGGAGACCAAAUCCGACCAGAAUUCGACAAACGCCCCGGCUCUUACCCAUGUCGAUCGCAAAAUCCAGCAGACGACGGGAAUUUCCAAACAUGCAGGAGUCGUUCCCACUAGGGGAAGUCCGAAGGAACGACUUCCUAUCCCAGAAAAACCAAGGACGCCAAUUCCUUUAUUACCGAGUAAUGCGCCCCAUAAACAAGACAGAAUGAAACAGAUAUCGAUGACGCCGGUGAGAGAUCACCGGAGUCAAACACAUCGCCCAGACACGGCUGGUCUCGAGGCUAGAAGUGCCCAGUCCGCCGUGAAAACCUCGUUUGGCGACCCGAGGUCUUCUGCGGCUAACGCCCCUCCGCAAUCAUCCAACCACGCGUCUUCAAGAACUGGCGAGCGGAAGAGUUGGAAAGAUGAAUAUCAAAAACACGGGAAUCUCGGUCGGGAGCUGAAACAUGCUGCGGAACGACAUACCGCCAAAGACGAUGUUACUGACGCUGAUGAAAAGCUUGCUGUCGCGACGGCUAUCGAAGCUAUUCUAUGCUUUAUACUGGCUUUUGUUGCCGAUGAUCAGUCCAAGCUUUUGUCUCGUCAGACUGGUGAUUCAUCAACAUGGCUCUCUAUCAUUGCAUACUGGCGUGUGGUGAAAAAGAAUAGUAUCCCGUAUCCCCGACUUUAUAGCCUUUGUCUACUCCUCGGUGCUGUAUCAUACAGUACAAUUCACGCUCUUGACCUAGAGCGACUUACCGUCACUCCGCUCCCAUGGGAGUCCACACAUGUGUCGACUCCGGGUAGCAACGGAAACACUGUCGCGUCGGACGAGAACACAAAGUACCAGAGGGAAUUGUCCGACUUGAAAAAACGACUCCCGGAUAUCUAUAAGAAGUCACAGAAACUCUGGCUCGAAGGGUCACGGACGCUCUCCGAAGAUGUUCUUAUUCAUGAAUUCCCCGGUACUUGGUCCAAGCGCUCUAUGGAUUACUCCCAGCAGGGGAUUUUACAAUUGAAAGCUGGUGACUUUGCAGGGGAGUUUUUCCUGCCGGUUGGGAGGAUUACUUCGCCCGUAGAAAUGGUGCGCUUUGGCUACGUUAUGCUGAAGGAAUGGUGUGCCAAAGAGAAUGUCGGCUGGAGUGGUCGGCUGAGGCUGUGA